CGAAGUCACGGCGUUGCAUCUGAUUAAUUUAUAUGUUCUCCAGCCACAAGACUCUGAAGCGGAGGACUCCUGCCAAGGGCAUAGAUCGCCGGGAGUACAUAGGUCACCUAGUCGAUGAGUAUUACACAACGACAAACGUCGAGGCUCAGGAGCAGGUGACUGCGAACUUGGCCAACUUUGCCUAUGAUCCCAUCAACUGGCCACAUCUGUUGGAAACGGACGCUCUGGAUGUCUUCCUGGCAUCGCUGGAAUCCCAAGAUCAGCCUCUAAAACUGCACGGAAUCGCUGCAUUGUGUAACAUUUGCUUUGACAAAACUGCAGUCAAAUUCAUCAGGGAGCAACUAAAGCCCAUCACCGACCUGUUUGUGCGAACAGAUCACCCGGAAAUAGUGUUCCACAGCCUUGCACUGUUCUACCAACUACUGGAAUCCGGUGACGUUGACAGGGAUUUGCUUCUAAGCCCUUCACUGCUGAGAACGGUACAGGAGUGGCGGAUAAAGGCCCACGAUCAGCGCAUCCUGAGCAGCCGACCACCUCAGCAGGUUCAAGUGGUUAAGCGCUUUUCGCAGAGCGAUUUGGAGCAGUUCGCCCGGUUUACUGGCGACCACAACUAUAUCCACGGUCUGGACACACCAGUGGAGAAGCGACGCGUGCACGGAGCCCUUCUCAACGCGGUGGUGGCGGGCAUUAUGGGAACUCAGUUGCCAGGACCUGGCACCGUUGUUCUAGAGCAGAGCUUUAAAUUUCUUAAACCUUGUCGCAUUGAGACGGACACUUUGGUCACUGUGCGUCUACUUCAGGCUCGUAAAAUCUCCACCGUGGAGUACGACAUCCGGCAGAACGACGAGGUGGUCUUCGCCGGCAGUGCCAAGUUACUGACCCGCAGCUAAACAGACUAGAUUUUGUUCAAUAAAAAUGUGUUUUUUAUA
Messenger RNA from Drosophila rhopaloa, 929 nucleotides. RefSeq names its product armadillo repeat-containing protein 7. The transcript has 4 exons. The record is from RefSeq and is a predicted model, not a curated record. Lineage: Eukaryota; Metazoa; Arthropoda; Insecta; Diptera; Drosophilidae. Bases 33 to 890 code for a protein of 285 amino acids.